This is a messenger RNA of Dendrobium catenatum, 1284 nucleotides long. RefSeq names its product 3-oxoacyl-[acyl-carrier-protein] synthase I, chloroplastic. Lineage: Eukaryota; Viridiplantae; Streptophyta; Magnoliopsida; Asparagales; Orchidaceae. Gene Ontology annotation, molecular function: 3-oxoacyl-[acyl-carrier-protein] synthase activity. The record is from RefSeq and is a predicted model, not a curated record. Gene Ontology annotation, biological process: fatty acid biosynthetic process.
AUGAACGGCUCUCCAACCGUUUCUGCUCCCAAGCGUGAGAAAGAUCCAAAGAAAAGAAUAGUGAUAAGCGGAAUGGGUUUAGUUUCUGUCUUCGGAAACGACGUUGAUGGUUUCUACGAUAAGCUCCUCCGCGGAACAAAUGGAGUUGGAAUGAUCGAUCGGUUCAACACGUCAGAGCUCGCGGUUAAAUUCGCUGGUCAGAUUCAUGAGUUUUUGUCGGAAGGGUACGUUGAUCAAAAGUCUGAUCGUCGGCUGGACGACUGCUGGAGAUACUGCCUUGUCGCCGGCAACAAGGCGCUGGAGAGCGCCAAUCUUGGUCCCCAACAACUGAUUAAUAUGGACAGAUCGAAUGGAGCAGUGGUGGGAGCAGGAGUGGGAGGCUACACAAUCUUCUCCACCAAGAUGGAGAAAAUGAUCAAAAGGGGAUAUCAUAAGCUGUGCCCAUUCUUUGUCCCUGUCCUAAUCACAAACAUGGGAUCCGCCUUGCUCGCUAUUGAUAAUGGACUGAUGGGCCGCUAUUCAAUAUCUACUGCAUGUGCUACAGCCAAUUGUGCUUCUUUCGCCGCCGCUACCAUAAGAAAGGGCGACGCUGAUGUAAUGAUCGCCGGCGGUACGGAGGCGCCCAUUCUUCCGAUGGGCAUUGCGGGAUUUUUCGCAUGUCGGGCUUUGUCUCUGCGCAUGCUGAGUCCUGAUAAGGCUUCUCGUCCAUGGGAUAAAGGCCGGGAUGGGUUUUGUCAUGGGAGAAGAUCUGGAAUUCUGGUGAUGGAGAGCUUAGAGCAUGCAAGGAAAAGGGGGGCAAAUAUAAUUGCAGAGUAUUUGGGCGGUGCAAUAACCUGUGAUGCUCAUCAUGUUACUGAGCCACGCCCAGAUGUGCUCGGAAUCACUUCCUGCAUAACUAGGAGCAUGGAGGAUGCUGGAGUUUCUCCUGAGGAGGUGAAUUAUGUCAAUGCACAUGCAACAUCCACACCAGCAGGAGAUAUAACAGAGCUCAACGCAAUAAAGGAAAUCUUUCAAAAUACAUCGGAGAUUAAAAUAAAUGCAACCAAGUCAAUGAUUGGGCAUUGCCUUGGGGCAGCUGGGGGACUGGAAGCCAUUGCUACGAUCAAAGCUAUUACUACGGGCUGGCUGCAUCCAACGAUCAACCAAUAUAACUUGGAGCCAGAGGUUACGAUUGACACGGUGCCUAAUGUGAAGAAGUAUCAUGAGAUUAAUGUUGCAAUAUCGAAUUCAUUCGGCUUUGGAGGCCAUAAUUCUGUGGUGGUUUUUGCUCCGUUCCGACCUUAG